Messenger RNA from Penicillium brevicompactum, 3165 nucleotides. Its product is annotated as phosphatase family protein. Lineage: Eukaryota; Fungi; Ascomycota; Eurotiomycetes; Eurotiales; Aspergillaceae. The transcript has a single exon. The record is from RefSeq and is a predicted model, not a curated record. Gene Ontology annotation, molecular function: phosphatidylinositol-4,5-bisphosphate 5-phosphatase activity. Bases 1 to 3165 code for a protein of 1054 amino acids. Gene Ontology annotation, biological process: phosphatidylinositol dephosphorylation.
AUGAGUGCGAAUUCUCAGUCGUCGUCGUCGUCUGCAUCUGCGUCAGAACACAGAGAUCACGAGUCCGAAUAUGCGGAGGAGAUCGAGAAUCCCGGACUCGACAUCCUGUCCCUGUCGCGAGCGGUUAAAGAAAGAAGAGCAGAGUACACUCAUCGACGCAAUAUUCGGGUCAAGGUUGGCACGUGGAACGUUGCCGCCAUCUCCGGCACCGAGAAGGACGUUGGGAAGUGGUUUGUGCAGGGCGAAGGUGUAUGCGAAAAGUUCUCUGGCUCGAAAUGCACACAGGGCCAGGAACCAGAUGCCCCGGCCAGUAAGCAGGAUCAGUCGGAGUCAGAUGGAGACAAGACUGCACCUUUCCACUGCAGCCCCGAAGGGAUAGACCUCUAUGUUCUGGGGCUGCAAGAGGUCGUGGAUGUAUCUUCACCCACGGAAGCUCUCCGACCAUAUGUUGACCCGGCGCCUUCAAAGAAAUGGAAAGAGGCAGUGCACAAUGCGCUGCCUGCCGGGUAUCAGCUUGUCUCUGAAGUCCAGCUGAUUGGGUUGCUACUGCUGGUCUAUGCGUCGCCCGCCAUUGAAGACAGUAUCUCUUCCAUCAGCACGACUUCGGUCGGCACGGGCUUGAUGGGCUACAUGGGUAACAAGGGUGCCGUGGCAGUACGCCUGGUACUAGGAGAAACGGCCCGUCUGGUGUUCAUCAAUUCUCAUCUGGCGGCAGGAUCAGACAAAAAUAGUUUGGAGCGACGCAACUGGGACUCUUCUCAGAUUGUCCAGCGUGCCAAGUUUGAGGCGGUUUCUUCCGAGGACGAUCAAGAAAAUGAGUCAGGCGAAGUCAUUGGAGACGAGGAUUUCACUUUCUGGUUUGGUGACCUCAAUUAUCGCCUCGAUGACAUCCCGGGGGAUGACGUACGUCAAGUCCUUGCCCGGCAUACGGAAAAUGCGUAUGAUAAAGAACGCCAAAAGAAGCAGUCAACGGGCGAAUCUCAACAGUCCACCCCGGAUAACGAAGAAUCGCCACCGCCGUCUCCCCUCGGCGAGGAUGAAACAUACCCAGUCACGGAUGAAGAGAUCGACCCCCUUAAUGAUCCAGCGUCUCUGCAGACUACGAUAUCCUCCCUCUUGCCACACGAUCAGUUGCGACUGCAGAGAGAAAAGGGAGCAGCGUUUCACAAAGGAUGGCGAGAAGGCCAGAUAACAUUUUUGCCGACGUACAAAUAUGAUAUUGGAAGUGUGGCCAUGUUUGACUCAAGUGAAAAGCACCGAGGGCCAAGCUGGUGUGAUCGGAUCUUGUUUCGCACAAAGCGGGAUAAGCUGAAGCACGAGCAACUUGACCAAGAAGCCGAAGUGGCUCGACAAAGGGAUGAGCAGAUGAAGGCUAGUGGAUUGGACAAGGCUGUCGCUGAUGAUAACGUCCUAUUCGAGUAUGACCCAGACACAGACGGGAUCCAUAGCGAUGAGUAUGCAUCGGACGAAGACCAAGCAGACGAUGAGGCGGCUACAGUUGCAUCACAGGACCCUUCUCAAGACCCAAUCCAUUUGGACCACUAUCUAUCUCAUCAAGGCAUUUUGUCCUCGGAUCACAAGCCUCUGGAUGCCAUCUUCACCUUGAGCUUCGAUGCCGUCAACCCUCAGCUCAAGACGAAAAUCCACCAAGAGGUCGCUCGUGAACUUGACAAGGCAGAGAAUGAGGCUCGGCCGGAUCUGACAGUUGUGGUGGACAAGUAUGGAGACCAGAAACAAUCUGAAAAAGACCCCAACGCCGUUGACUUUGGUGACAUUGCCUUUGGCGUGCCAGUCCAUCGAUCCUUGACGAUCGCGAACACCAGCGGCAGUGCAGCGACUUUUUCAUUUGCGGAAAGGCAUACUGAUAAAGACGAAGCCAUUCCUUCGUGGCUGGAGCUUCAUGUUUCGCGCUCGUCAGAGACGGACGACAAUGGUCAAGCAACCGCCUCGUCGUCUGGCAACCACACUCUGCACCCAGGAGAAGUAGCAAAUGUUGAUGUCGUCGCUCACAUUCGCAACAUCGAGCACGUUCGUCUACUCAACAUAAGAAAAGUCAAGCUGGAGGAUAUUCUCGUCCUCCACGUGGACGGUGGCCGUGAUCAUUUCAUCUCUGUCCAUGGGCAUUGGUUGCCCACGAGUUUCGGUUGCACGGUUGAUGAAUUGACGCGCAUGCCUGAAGAGGGCGCUCGCAGCCUAGCCAAAUCGGACACACCUCAUCCAUCCAGCACCGACGGGUCCUCCCAGAGCCGCUUGUCGGCACCCCGAGAGCUAUUCCGGUUGACAGAGGCAAUUUCCGAGUUGACAGAACGUGCCGUUGCUGAAUGGAGCAUGACCAACGGCGAAUCCGAGGAGCAUAAAGCGCCAUGGAAAUCAGAACUCUGCGGGGGCGCAUGGCCUUUCCAACCUGACACAUGGACCCUGAAAGACCCAGAGGAGCGUUCUGCUCUGCAAAAUUGUGUCCACGAAGCCCUCGAUACCAAUCAAGCUCUCGUCGCAGUCUUCCCUCCCGAGAUACCAUCUGUCCAACGACUAGAGGUUCUCGCCGAAACCCUUCUCACAUUCCUUAACUCUCUCAAAGAUGGCAUCGUGACAGCAUCGGUAUGGCAGGAAAUGGAGCAGCAGAUGAUCGCGCGCGAAAAAGCCAAAACCCCACCACGCACUUGGGAAGAAACCCAAGCAUGGGUCCUCGAGAGCCUCGCCUACUCCCCCGCACACAGCGUCUCUUUCACCUUUGUCACCUUUAUGCUUGCGCGUAUUGCCAACGAGGUAGCCCCGGUAUCAUCCUCCACGCCGCAGCCUACACCAAACCACGGUGAAUCGGAAUCAGCAAAGAAGUCAGAGCCUGCGAAUGCAGAACACAUACAACCUCCUACUCCGGCAGCUGCCUCCUUCAUCUCCACCGGCACUUUCCGUCGCAAAAACCGGUCCUCGAGCGCAUCUACUAAUAUUCCAGAUGCGCCUCCUCCGAAUCCCUCGAUUGCCCGUCGUCAGGCAGUGGAGACUGCUUUGGCGUCUAUUUUCGCGCGCGUGCUUAUCUCGGCUUCGGCUUCUUUGCCAGCUAAGGAGAAGGAACGACGUGCAACUGACGAGCGAAGACGGUCGAUCAUUGAGCCGUUCCUCAAGAUGAUUGGAGUUGAUGAUAGGGGUCCGUCAGGAGGUCGGUGA